CUUUUUUAUUUUGACAUAGUGAAUUAUAAAAAACCAUGUAUAUAUAUGAUUUUUUGUUAAAGUGAACUAUGAACUAUGAUGUGGAAUCAGAAGAUGUUUGGAGCAGUACUCUUUCUUGCUAUUUGUUCUAUUUUAUAUUUCUACAACAGCACAAGAAACCUACCUGUAAAACCCAUAAAAAAGAAAUACGCCUAUAGGAAUAUCAAUUUUAAUAAAGAUGCUGGGGAUGUAUUCUCCUUUGUUCAUGUUCAGAAAACGGGUGGAACUACGAUUGAGAAGCAUUUAGUGUUUAAUAUCGAAAACAGUAACUGCGAAUGUAGAGAUUCAAAGAAGCCUUCGUGCAUGUGUUAUCGGAAGGAUGUUAGAGAGAUCUGGCUUGUUUGCAGGUAUAUCCAGCCAAAAUGGCCAUGUGGGCUUCAUCCAGAUUUUGCUACAAUAAGGGAAUGUACACCAAAGCUUUUCAAUACGAAAUAUGAAAACAGAAAAAGAAGGUAUUUCUAUGGUACCAUUCUUCGAAAUCCUCUCCACAGAUUUUUAAGCGAGUUUCGUCACAUACAAAGAGGUGCUUCAUGGGAGGCUGCUUCAUCCCUGUGUCGCGGACGGUUACUUAUAGAACAAAUUCCAGCAUGUUUUCCUGGAAAAUUUUGGCAUAACGUAACAAUAGAAAAGUUUAUAUCAUGUCCAUACAACUUAGCAAUAAAUCGACAAACAUGGAUGUUGUCAAAUAUUUCUGCUGUAGACUGCGAUUUCAAAAAAAUACUUCAAAAACAAAAUCUCAAGCAGAAGCUUUUAAAUAUAGCAAAACGUAACAUUCGCAAUAUCGCAUAUUUUGGUCUUCUCGAGUAUCCGCGGGAAAGCCAAUUUGUUUUUGAAAAAACAUUUAGUAUGAAAUUUAAGGAACCCUUUCAGUUAUGGGAUACAGGCUUUGCAAAUGAGUAUAUAAAAACAUUUAAACAGUCUGAUGAAAUGUUGGAAAGACUUCAAGCCUUAAUUAGUUUAGAUGUGAAGCUCUACAAGUAUGCUAAACAGAUUUUUUUUGAAAGGUACAAUUAUUUUGCUAGGAAAUAUGGAAUUCCUAAAUAUCACAAUUUGUCAGUAACUGGCAAAUUUUCAAUGGGUGAUGUCAGAUUAGAGCGAAUCAAACAAAAUCUCCCAAGAUCUUUAAGAAAAGAAGAAGUAUUGCGACAAAAACGUGAAAAAGACUUACUCAAGGGGAAAAAGAAAAGGGGAAAACUAAAAGCCGAGGAUAUUGAAAGAACUGUUUGAUGUUUCUUUAAGUUGGCUGUUUAUUGUGUUGGUAUUUUGUUGUGGUAUAUUUAAGUGUAUAAGGUUUAUGAUGCUUGAUAGGAUUAAAUUGUGAUUCGUUUUAAACAUAAUAUUUAAAUAUGCACAUAUGCAUUUUUUGGUCAUGCAUUGUGGUUAUUAUUUUAAAACCAAUAUACUUCUAAAAAGUGGUAAUAUUUUUCUAUUUAUUUAUUCUGUUUUUAUUGUUAUUAAACAAUGUUUUGAGAUUCGUUAUUAACAAGGAUUUGUUUUUUUAAAUUUCACAUUUUAAAAUAUUUUUGACUAAACCAAUUAAACCAUAAUUCCAUAGCUAGUCAAACAAAAUAAAACCUUGACUGUUGUAAACAGGUUACUCACAAUCUUCUUGUCACAACGACCACAUCACAAAAAUGAUAAAAAUGUUUUUCUUAUUGCAACAUGAUAUCUUAUUUACAUGCCUGCUUCAUUCACUCAUUGUCAUUUACAUUGGCAAAUGCAGAGUGCUGACAUAAAUUAAAAAGGUUGUGUUCAUUUUUAUGUAGAUAUUCUACUUUGAAUGAGUUGUAAAAUGUAUUGCUUUUUGUGUUUAAGAAUUUAUUCUUGUUUGCCUUUAUUUUUAACUGAUAAUAUAUUUUAAGACAUAUUUUACAUCAACUCUGUUCCUGAUAUAUACGGAACAAUUAUUCUUUUAGUAUAUAUUCUAUUGUUGCUAAUUAUUAUAAUUUUUUCAUCAUAUAUAUUAUAUAAUUAUUGUUUUGUUCAAAAUAUAAUGUCAGCCAUAUAUUUCACUUUAAAAAGUUAUAAAAAAAUAUUUUGUAAAUAUAAACUAGGAAAGGAAAAAAUCUUUUUUUAAUAAGAUCAUUAUUAAACCUCCAAGCUUUUCACAUGUCUACACUGCAAAAAAGUUUUAUUUUUGGUUAAGUUGCAAGAUAUAUACUCAGAAAGUGAUUUUAUGCUGACCAUCACAUUGUUAAUGAUGUUGGAUAAGGUCGGAUGAAAAUCUUGGAAUUCAUAGACAAAGAAAAUUUGAUAAACAACUUUUUAUCAUCUAUAACAUGCAUUUUCAAUAUCAUCUUAAUGUAGGUAAUUCUUUAAAUUUUCAUGUAUUUCUUGUGCUCAAUAUUUUAUUUUUUUACGAAAUGCAGUGAAUUUUGUGGUAAUUUUAUAACAAGGAGUUUUACAGUUUGCAAUUUUUUUGACAUUUCACAUACCAUUGCAGUAGUGAUAUUUUGUGUUUGCAAUAAUUAAAAUUAGAAUUGCUGAAUUACUCUGUGAGGUAAAUCUAAUCUCUGUUACUUAAUAUAUUUUUUAUUGUUAGCAGUUGGUGCAUUUAAUACUACUUAUAAGUUAAAACCGCAGGAAUUCAACUGUCAUAAAAGUCCAAGGGAACUUGCCCAUCACAACUAACAGCUACCCUUUUAGCUCACAGACAGACAUCUUUUAUAACACAGAAUCCUUAUGUCCAUUGUAAAGGUUACAUGAAAGUUAUGAUAAGAAAGUUUCUUUUAAUCACAUUUCUCAAAGACGUUUUUAAAUAAUUCUAAUUAGAAUAACCCAACCAUGGUAUUAUAAAGGCAACACAAGCACUGCACAUUAUAAUGAUAUUUGCAUUACCUUAAAUGUAUUUAAUAAUAUCUCCAGUAUUUGAAUAAGACUAACCUUAGCAAUUACUUUUAGUUGAUUAUAUAUUUCCGCAUUUAAAACAAUGUAUAUAAAUAUACAAUAAUAAUAGAUAAAUAGAUAAUCAUUUUUUAUCAGAUUAAUAAAAGGGAAUAAUAUUUUA
Messenger RNA from Hydractinia symbiolongicarpus, 3046 nucleotides. RefSeq names its product heparan-sulfate 6-O-sulfotransferase 2-like. The transcript has a single exon. The coding region runs from base 76 to 1266 and encodes 396 amino acids. Gene Ontology annotation, molecular function: heparan sulfate 6-sulfotransferase activity. NCBI's taxonomy places the organism in Eukaryota, Metazoa, Cnidaria, Hydrozoa, Anthoathecata, Hydractiniidae. Gene Ontology annotation, cellular component: membrane. The record is from RefSeq and is a predicted model, not a curated record.